UUUGCAGGAGUAUAUGAAGCUGGCUGACGUCUAUAAGUUCUACAGCGACAUAUACAGCUCCGCACUGCCACCCCCCCCGCUUGCUGUGCCGCCUCCCCCACCUGCCAAUGAGGAGUAUGUGACGGUGGGACAGCUUAGGGAGAUGUAUGGCAGUUCGUUGGGAAUCUGCGCUGCUUCCCCGGGACCGGUCCCGGCCUCUCUGUCUCUCCCCGCUCCGAGCUUCCUGGCCGUCCAGCCUUCCUCCUCUUCACAGCUUGGCACCGAGCCAUCGCCGUCCAAUAGGACACUGACCUCGACACAGGAGCUAGAGCGAUGGUACCAGGAAAUCAUGGCUAGCUUUGAGGCCUCGUCCUCUUCACCUCCUCCUCUCCCAGCUAAAGCACACUCCACACGAAGGGCUUCACAGGUUUACCGAUCCAAACUGGAGAGCGAGGGGUGUGGGACUCUGCCUCGAACGAAGACUGGAUCUGCUCCCUCGUCCCCAUUCACUGCUUCCACGCUCGGACGCAACGCGGCAGCCAAGGGCUCGGCGCUGGCACAGAACGGCACGGGGAGUUUGCCACGGAAACUGGCGGCCACACUGCAGGACAUCGAAGCCAAACGGCAGCUGGCUCUGCAGCAGAAAGGACACCAGGUGAUUGAGGAGCAAAGGCGACGAUUGGCGGAUCUGAAGCAGAAGGCGGCGCUGGAGGCACAAUCGCAGUGGGAGGCCCUCCACCCACACCCACCGGAGCUCAUCCACCACAGCAUCCUCCACCACCACCCCCCGCCCUCCCAACACGCCGGCGACAUGGAACACGCCUUCGACACGCUGAGCCUGGAGAGCUCGGACAGCAUGGAGACCAGCAUCUCCACGGGCAACUCGGCGUGUUCCCCCGACAACAUGUCCAGUGCCAGUGGUGUUGACGUGACGAAGAUUGAGGAGAUGGAGAAGUUGCUGAAAGAGGCGCAGGCAGAGAAAGCUCGUUUGCUGGAGACACGGGAGCGGGAGAUGGAGUUCCGGCGUCACGCCUUUGAGGAGGAGAGGAAGCGACGGGAGGAACUGGAGAAGCGGCUUCAGGAGGAGACGGUGCACAGGCAGCAGCUGGUGGACAGAGAGGUGAAGAUGAGAGAGAAAAACUUCUCCCAGGCCCGACCUCUGACCCGCUACCUGCCCAUACGGAAAGAGGACUUCGACCUGCGGUCACACAUUGAGUCGUGCGGACACAACCUGGAGACCUGCUACCAGGUCAGCCUGACCGAGAGGAUGUGUAAGGGACACCUGACCAAAAUGGGCGGCAAAAUCAAAUCCUGGCGCAGACGCUGGUUCGUGUUCGACAGAAUGAAACGCACAUUAACUUACUUUGCCGAUAAACACGAGAUUAAGCUAAAGGGAGUGAUUUACUUCCAGGCUAUCGAGGAGGUUUAUUACGAUCAUCUCAGGAGCGCCUCGAAGAGCCCGAAUCCUGCGCUCACCUUCUGUGUGAAAACUCACGACCGUCUGUACUUCAUGGUGGCCCCCACGCCAGAGGCCAUGCGUAUCUGGAUGGACGUCAUCGUGACGGGGGCGGAGGGCUACACACAGUUCAUGAGCUGAGAGACUGGGGGACCCCAAACUCUCCUCCUUUUUCUUCCCCCACCACCUCCCCCCCCACACACACAGACACACACACCACAACCCCCCAUACCCAGUCUCGCUCUCUCUCUCGGAUUGUUCGAACUCACCUGCUCUGUCCUACAUCGGAGACACACACGGACUGGAAGCCUCUCUCUAAGUGUGUGUGUCUGACUCUCUCUUUCUCCUGAAAACUCUGUCCUCAAGACUGAGAGACUAAACGACGUGGGACGAAGGAAGGAAUUUGGAGAGAAUUCUCCCAGGAAAGCCUUGUGAUGACGAAACAAAAAAAGCCUUUCUCUCUCUCCCUCACCCCCAUCCAUCCACACCCUCUACCCUC
Molecule: messenger RNA, 1934 nt
Organism: Callorhinchus milii (elephant shark)
Lineage: Eukaryota; Metazoa; Chordata; Chondrichthyes; Chimaeriformes; Callorhinchidae
Product: pleckstrin homology-like domain family B member 1
Exons: 11
Coding region: 14-1576 (520 amino acids)
Biological process (GO): regulation of microtubule cytoskeleton organization
Cellular component (GO): basal cortex
Source: RefSeq, a predicted model, not a curated record